This is a messenger RNA of Magallana angulata, 897 nucleotides long. RefSeq lists its product as uncharacterized. The coding region runs from base 1 to 897 and encodes 298 amino acids. The transcript has a single exon. The record is from RefSeq and is a predicted model, not a curated record. Gene Ontology annotation, biological process: DNA integration; DNA transposition. Lineage: Eukaryota; Metazoa; Mollusca; Bivalvia; Ostreida; Ostreidae. Gene Ontology annotation, molecular function: DNA binding.
AUGACGAGUUCGGUGAAAAAGCAGACGUCUUGCACAAGUGUCGAUACUGUCAACGAACGAGCCCAGGCUUUGGCUUUAUUAGAUGCAGGAUUAAGUGUGAAGGAUGUGGCUAAACAACUGUGUAAAAGUGAGCGAUGGGUAACAAAGUGGAGACGCAGGCGAGAGCAAAAUAAACAGCUCACCGACCAACCGAGAUCGGGCCGACCGUCGAAGAUAGUAGGCGUAGUAAAAAGGAAAGUCGAGAACAUAAAAUACAAAAGAGGAAAAUCAACAAGAAAAUGCAGCAAGGAACUCAAGAACUCGGGCUUUAAUGUGAGUCAUGUGACUGUGUUUAAUUAUUUACGAAAAGUAAAAAAAUGGAAGGCAUUUAAGCGAUCAAGAAAUCAGCUUCUGACGAAAACACAACGACAAAAAAGAUUGAAAUUUGCUCGUGAUCACAAACACUUGACAGCUGAAGACUGGGAGAACUACAUCUUCAGUGACGAAUCUUCAAAAUAUUUGUUUCAUGUUCCGAACCGACAAGACGAUGUUGUGUGGGGGUCCCAGUCGGAUGAGGUACCCGACGUCAGCUGCGUCAAGUCAAGCGCCAAAGUCAUGAUCUGGGGUGCAAUGGGAGUAAACGGUUUGUCAAAGCUACACAUUGUUCCAUCCGGCAAAACUAUAAAUGCAAAAUAUUAUGUGGAUAAAAUUCUUCAAAAAGAACUUAAACCUGCACUGAAUCGACAAAAAAACACUGGCAGGAUUGAUGAACGAAAGUUGAUUCAAUAUCUAGGACACGCUACGUUUGUUCAAGAUGGUGCGACACCUCACACUGCCCUAGUAACACGAAUUGGUGUAAAGAUAAUUUACCAAACUUUAUUUCGAAAGAAGAAUGGCCGGGCAAUUCCCCUGAUCUAA